Molecule: messenger RNA, 897 nt
Organism: Purpureocillium lilacinum
Lineage: Eukaryota; Fungi; Ascomycota; Sordariomycetes; Hypocreales; Ophiocordycipitaceae
Source: RefSeq, a predicted model, not a curated record
AUGAGCUCGUCCGGCCCGCCCCUCGCCGCCGUCGAGCCCCGGCCCGAGUCCUCGCCCUCCAACGUCGUCACCGGCAUACCAUGGGAAUUCCCGCCGCCGCCGCUGCCGCCCGGCACAUAUGACGGCGCGCCGCUCCCCGUGUCGGGUCCCCUUCCCGGCCCUCCUCCCGGCGCCGGCAUCGCGCUGCAGCUCGGCCCCGAGUCCCAGAUCCCCGACCACCCGGGCAGCAUGGUCGGCGUGCCGCAGGUGCAGCCUGAGCCGCUACCACAGGCCUAUGCGCCUCCUCCACCGCCGCCAGCCGCUGCUGCCGCUGCUCAGGCCGUCGCCGCCCAGGACCUGGACGUCCGCGACAUCAAGGCCAGCUGCCAGCUUGGGCUGCGGGAACUCUCGGGCAUGCAGAAACAGCAGCGCGAGUCGGGCGGCGCAGCGGGCCUCGAGUCGCGCAUCCGCGCCCAGGCCGGCUUCGUGCUGGGCGACCUGCGCGCGCUGCAGGAGGAGGUCCGCGGGCUCGUCAAGGCGGCCGAGGACCACCGAUGGCGGCGCUGGAUCUUUGCGACCUUCAUCCCCGCCGUGCGGCGCAUCUUCCGCCGCGACUCGCGCUCCGACGACGACUCGCGGCUCUCGUCCAACGACACAGAGUACGCCUUCCGCCGGUCCAAGGGCCUCAUGGCGCGCAUCAAGGACGGCGUGCUGGGCUCGGGUAGCUUCGCCAAGGUGGCCUUCUUCGUCUUUGCCGUGCUGUACGUGUUCCAGAACGAGGUGUCGCUGCGCGUGGCCAGGACGGUGCAGAAGCGCGUGAGGCGCCUGAUGGAGAGGGUCGAGAGGGGGGACGAGGAUGUGGAUGAAAAGGACGUGAAGAUGCUCGAUGGGUGGCGCUGGCGUGUGCUGCUGUGGUGA